AUGGAUGAACGGUUGAAGUGGCUGGAGGGGAGAAUCAGCUCUUCCCUGAGACCAAGGAAUGAAGAGCUCAAAAACAUGUUUCUCAAUGAUGAGAACAGACUUGCCUUUUAUGAGUUUAUCAAUAAUGAGGAUGUACGACGCCUGUUUGUGUUUAGUCGCCCGUCCAAACAAAUAACAGCCUCGCUUAUCCCUCCACAUGACCUCAAAUACAAGUCAAUCUUCUUCCUGAAGUGUAAAGCUGGCACCAAACUGACUAAGGAAAAUAUAGGUAAUGAGGUGUUUUUCGUUGAUUGCACUGAUGUGCCAUUGGAACACCUAGAGCUGAUUGUCAGGGAGGUUUACCUGCCUUUAUUGUGUACAAACCAGUCUAAUCUGGCUGCUUCUGGAGGAGACAAAGUGAUGGAUGUGUUACACAGACUCAUGUCUAUUGUGGAAGUAUCACAAGGUCAUGUUGAGGGUCGUAUCAUUCUCAGCCUGCCAUCAAUAGAAGUCUUAGCUGAGGCAGCAGCUACACCAGCACGGAGAGGAUCUGUCCUCCAUGUAUUGGAAACUACAGUCCUGGCAUGGAUAAAACAAAUCAAGGGUGUCUUGCGACAUGACCCAAUUGCUGACCUUUUCCACCACUAUGGUCCAGAGCCUGGACCACUGGAUGAGAUAAAAAUGUGGGAGAGACAGCUAGGGCGCCUUCACUCAAUUCUACGCCAGUUGGAGUCACCAGUAGCCAAAGACAUCCUUCAGAACCUUGACCAAGCACAAAGCCAGUAUUCAAGCUCCUUUAACCAUGUCAGAAAGGAUGUGAACAGGGCAGUGACAGAUGUAAACCGCACACUGAAAUUCCUCAGCACGAUGCAGUGGUUGUUCGAAGAUCUCCAUAGUACGGUAGACCCAAGACAAAUGCUCAGACUAUUCCAGCCUCUCAUGCAGGUUCUCUUCCGUGUCUGGCAGAAUUCUGUAUACUACCACCAGAUGGACAAGUUCCACAACAUCUUGCGUAUGUUGUCUAAUGAGGUUGUCCAUCGAGCCAUUGCUUUAGUAGGAGAGGACAUCCUUAGGGAACCACUUGAGUCUUACACUAAGCUGAAGGAUGCCUUGCGAGUAUGUGCAGCAUUCCGAGGCACUUAUCUUGAUUACAAGGACAAAGCCGAUGAUCAGAAUGCCAGAAAUAUCACUGAAAAUGCUGAAAGAUUAGCAUCACAACCACAGGGAACCCUGUUCCUUACAAAGAUGUACGGGCCUCAUGCCUACACACCACGUUAUGGUAUGAGGCAUCAGGACGGUAACUCCAGCAGUAGUUCUAUUAACGAGGAUGAGUUAUGGACAGACAGUCCAUGGCCCCCACGUAACGCCCCAUGCUUUGACCUUCUGAACAACUUCAUGGAACGGUGUAAUGAUGUGUUGGAGUUAGUGGAGACAACGCGCCAUUUCCGCCUGUUGGCAGAUGCUGCAGAGAUAGGUGGUGCUGGUAGCAUGAGUCUGGAUGCACUAGUCAAGGAGAUACAUGCCAAGUACACACAUUCAAUGCGAGAGUUUUUCAGUGUUGUUGGAAAUGUCCUUAAUAUUGAUGGCACACAGAACUUUGAACGUUCAUUCUUUAAGUUUAGAACAGUAGUAAAGGCAUUAGAGAAACGUCUGUCUGAGAUUCUACGGCUAUCGUACAACCAAUGUCCAACAGUGGAUGCCCAGCUCCGUCUCCUUGAGGUGUUUGAGGGUGUCAGUAGUCGUGAGCUUGUCCAGAUACACCUCCGAGACAAGGAUGCCCUUCUCAUCAAAGCAUUUAGUGCAGAACUCCGCAAUGUACAACUAAUGUUUGAGGAGAAUCAGCACCACCCACCCAGUCAUGCAAACAUGCCACGUAUUGUGUCCAAACUCAUGUGGAUACAUGGACUCAUCCAGCGCAUUAAGCAUCCAAUGGAGAAGAUGAAGAGAGUGAGUCCACACUCCCUAGAGGGGGACGCUGGCUGGCAGAUGAGGGACUUAUAUAACGACUGUCUCCAUAUGUUAGAAGACUUCAAGAAAGGGCUUAUGAUGGAGUGGCGCGAAAAUAUCACUGCUGAACUGACUCUCCGUCUCAAGCAGCCACUCCUGAUAGCAGAGGAGUUUGACGAGGAUGUGGAGGUGCGUCCUCAAGUUAUCCAUGUGAAUCUCGACUCACAACUGUUACGGAUACUUCGAGAAAUUAACUAUCUUAGUCAGGAGCCAUUCAACAUUCAGCUGCCAUCAGCUGCUAAAGAACUUGUACGUAACACCAAUGCGUUUGAGCUGCGUGUGACGGCCACCCGUCUGGAGACAAUAGUGUCCAAGUAUAACACAAUUAUGAGAACUAUCACAGAGUUUGAGAAGCCGCUGUUUGAGAGGAAACUUGCAAAGAUUGACACAUUGUUUGAGCAAGGUCUUCAGCAGUACACUUGGAAGAUGAAGGAGUCAGCUGACUUUAUUGAGCAGGCGAUGGCCCUCGUCUGCAUGGAUGUCCAUCAGAACCUGGACAUUGUCCAGACCAACUGUCAUGAGAUCGCUGAGAUUACCAUCUCCUGGUCAGCGGGAACUUUGGAUGUGUUCUCUGCUCGCACUAUGGACACUUCCUACUCCAUGGAGGAACUGUUAGAGAUGCAAAAAAAUUUGACAGAGGACCAUGAAACACUGGUGCUGCCAUCUGGUAAUAAGAUCCAUGCCCUGGUUCAAGUGUCUUUUGAGGCUGUACAGAUCAGUCAGGCCUCACCAGCCUGGGUCGAUUACAUCGACUAUAUUGACGCCAUUGUACUGGACGGUUUAAAACAUGCCACACUAGCAAGUCUCAAAUCCAUGCUUAAUAACUUGGUGCAGGCUAACAUGGAUGAGGACAAUAUCAUUAUGCCAAUAUUGACCAUCCGUCUGGAACUCAUUGACAACAGGGUAGCAUUCCGACCCCCACUCGAUCAGUCCUCCUCCGUCAUCAGUGUUCAAGAACUUGUCCAGAAGUGGUUGGAUGGAUAUCUUGCCAGAGGAAAACUUGUGAAAAUGUUGGGACCAAAGGGUACUUACCAGGAUUACAUCUCUGCAGAUGAGGAAGUCAAACAGCUGCUGGAAGACAUCAGUUCCAUGGUGGACGAUAACAGUGAGGAGUGCAAAAAACUGAUAGAGAUAUUUGGAGAUUAUGCAUUUUUAUGGCUCCAAGAUGUGAACAUGACCUUUGAGGAAUUUUUGCGUGGGAAAUUGUCUCCAAACCCUCUACGUAGCCCCAAUCGGACAAUGGCUGGAAAUAUUCGACAGAUGGCAUCUGAGAGGUCAAGGUCAAGGAGUUCCUCAAGAGCUUCAUCAACCAGUAGCAUUAACUCUGCUGGUCUGAUGGGAACAGCUGAACGCACUUUCCUUACCCCCAAAAACCUGACAGAGGAUGCAGACACCAGCAUUCCUAGCUUAGAUGAGUUUGAUGCUGAGAUAGAGAUUUACAGGACGGCUCGUGAUGAGGUACAGAGCCUUGAAGACUUUCACAAUGUCGGCUGGCUUCGUGUUGAUCUGCAGCCAAUAAAACAGGUCCUUACAACGUACGCCAGCAAAUGGAUGUGGACGUACACAAAGUAUUUGUCUGACCAGGUGAGUCACAUGCUGGGAAACCUGGACCUGUUCCUGAAGAGGAUUGAACCAGAGAUUGAGAGUAUUACUGGAGAGGAAAGAGACACAGCAUCAUUCAUGAAGAUGAUGAGGCUAUUUAAUGAGGUGUCUGCUCAGCAGUCUGAGAUGGAUGGAAAGUUUACAGCCAUGCACAGGACAGUCCUUCUGCUGAAAAAGUACGGACAGAAGCUGCCAGACCGUACUCAGCAGCUUUUUAACGCAGCCCCUGGUCGCUGGAAUAACCUCAAAACCAAAGUGUCCCUGGCCAAACAGAGGCUCGGGCCACGAAUUCAGGAAGAGUCGGUCAGGAUCACUCAGGACUUAGAAGCAUUUGGUAACCGUGUGUCAGCACUAUACCAGGAGCUAGAGAACUCGGAUGUUUACCAGCGAGACUGUAUCAUUGGAGAUGCCUGGGUCAUCAUAGAUAACUUUGCCAAACGUCUGACAGUGCUGGAGAAUGAAGCUCAGGAUCUUAUCGAACUACAGGAGCUACUGGAAACUUCAGUUGUUAACUUUGCCAUCUUACCUCAAUGUCGUCACGAGCUGAACAACUUGAAACAAGUGUGGGAGACAGUAAGAGUCAUCGAUGAGCAACAAGCAGAAUGGAAAAGACAUCGUUGGCAGAAGAUGAACACCAAGUUUUUACGGGAGGAAACAAACAAACAGUUGGACAUUGUCCGAGCUUUACCAGAGGAUAUUUUUACCUGGGAUGUUUACAUGGGACUCCAUGAAUCUAUCACAACAGUUCAGACAUGCCUUCCAUUGAUUGACGAUCUGUCCAAUCCGGCUAUGAGAACACGUCACUGGAAACAGUUGGUGCGAGUGACCGGUGGUGCCCUAACUAUUGACAAUGACACACUGAAGAGGAUGACCCUCGGGGAGUUACUCAGUCUGGGUCUUCAGAAACAUGUGGAUGAUGUUCGUGUAAUAGUUCAGAAAGCAGUGAAGGACCUCUCCAUUGAACAGUCCCUCAAGACUUAUGACGAAAUUUGGCUCAGUAAAAUCUUUGAGACACGCCUCCACACACGUAGUCGCAUGGAUCAGCAGUUUGUGAGUCAGGAUGCUCACAGUGAGUCCCAGAGUGAGGGGGGACAGUCUCUACAACAAGUAGCCAUCCCUAGUCGCAGUCAAGCCCGCACCACCAGCCGAAUAUCCAACCAAAGCUCGCAUAGCAAAAACAAGCGAAGCAGCAUUGCCUCCCUUCCUGCUUCCCUCUUGAACUUGGGAGAGGUAAUCGCCAAUGACUAUGGGACACUGUCCCUCCUCACCAACACUGACCCAAUUUUCCAAGAGUUGGAGCACCACCAGGUGUCGCUACAGGCCAUGCAGGCAAACAGUGCUGCCGGGUCCUUUCUGGAUGAUGUACUCAAGUGGCAGAAAAAAUUGCAAACCAUUGAGGCUGUACUUACAACCUGGCUGGACGUUCAGGAAAAAUGGGUGGAGCUGGAAGAGGUUUUCUCUGGUGCAGAUGUACGUACCUCCCUAUCACAUGAUGCCAAUCGUUUUGCUGUGGUAAACAAAGAUUUCCGUCUUCUCAUGCGUGCCACAGAGAAAAAUCCCAAUGUUCUCCAGUGCUGCUCCAGAAAGAACAUUCUAUCUAUCCUGGAACACAUGAACCACAGUCUAGAAAGUUGCCGGAGAUCCCUCCUCAAUCACCUGGAGCGACGGAGACAGAUUUUCCCACGAUUCUACUUCUUGUCAAUGGAGGAUGUACUCCACCUUGUUUGUAAUGGCUACGACUUGAAACAGGUGAACCUGUUUAUAAGUAAGGUGUUUGAAAAUGUUGGCAGCCUGGUAUAUGAAGAGGUCGAGGACAAUGAAAAAUACAGUUUCAUGGUCACUGGUGUGCUUAGCACGCUAGGGGAACGACUUGACUUCUUACAGCCAGUAACAUGUGAAGGGCAAAUUGAGACCUGGCUUACCAGUUUCAUUCUUGGUCUGAAGAAUGCUUUACAAUUCCAAAUGGCUACUGCUAUGGGUGUGGAGAAACCAAAACCACGCACCAGAACAAUCAGGAGUGCUGGGUCACGCAAGGUUACAAUUGGUGCACGUGCCUCCAGCUCAAUGAGUAAAGGAAAAGGUAACAUUUCUGGCAGUAGAACAAGUAGCCGUGCUGCCAAACGUGAAACCAAGGAGCCAGCGAGUCGUGCUUCAUCUGUGGCAGAGCAGCUUCUCACUGAGAAUGACAGGGGAGACCAACAGAAGUCGUGGACACUGGAUCACGUGACCGAAGUGGUGUAUCUGGCAACACGGGUUCAGAUGACUGAGAAGAUGGAAUCAGCACUGAAGGAGUUGGAAGGAGGCAAUAAGGAUAGCCUACAGAGUGCCUUACAGAAAGUGAACCAGAGUAUUCAUGCAACUACCGUCCUACUGAAGGGUCUAGAGGGGGAGCGUGAGACCAAAGGUCGUAACGAGGUCAGCGAAGGAGGUAUGCUAGAUAUAAAACUGGAGGGUGACAAAGAGGAGUUCUCAGAGUCAGCAUCAGUGGCAGGAGCACGCAGUAGUUAUGCUGCGUCAUUGACAGGCGCGUCACGUAAGGGGUCAACCUUAGAUGUGGGUGGCGGUGAAACAGCACGGACACCCAUUCCAGAGGAGGAAGGGUCCACCAAAGGGGACGAGCAGUCCUCCCUGAUGGAGCCCCAGACCCUGGAACCAGUAGAUACUAUGAACAUUCUUGCAGCGCCCCCCAUUACCACAUACAGUAAGAAAGAAGAGACCAAGGAGGAGGCUCCACAAGGGGAGACUGCAGAUAUGAAGCUAAUGUUGUUCCCUAGUCAGAUACAGAAGCUUACCUCCCUUCUUGCUCUUCUCGCACAUGUACGUGACUUCCUGGAGAGAAUGAUUGAAGCUGACGACACAAAUGCUGCAUCAGGAUUUGACUGGCGAUCACACCUACGUUUUUAUUUUAGUAAAGACAACAGGGCAGUCAGUGUCAAAACGCUUGACUCACAGUUUGACUAUGGUUAUGAGUACAUUGGCUCCAGCCCAAGGGAAGUAAUCACUCCUCUCACAGAGAGAGUCUUUGUAUCCCUCACACAGACAGUCAAGGCUCACAUGGGUGCCAUGUGUGUUGGACCUAUGGAUAGUGGUAAGUUUGAGCUUGUCCAUGAGUUAGCCCGAUGCCUUGGUUACCCCAUGUACAAGUUCAACUGUACAUCCACCAUGGACUACACUCAGCUGCAGGACAUAUUCCGUGGCAUGGCCUCUACAGGGUGCUGGGUGUGUUUCAAUAACAUCAGUCAUCUAACACCUGCUGUCCUCAGUGUGUACUCUCAGCUCAUCUCGGCAGUUAUGGGUGCCCUCCGAGCAGGCAAGGCAGCUGUACACCUUCAGUCUGAUGACAUACAGCUGAAUGCAGCAGGGGCUUGCUUUGCUCUUACUGAUAGUGCAGUACAGGUACAGCCAGGAAACCCUGAGAAGUUGUUGCUAUACUCCUCAUCCACUGCUGCUAUCCCUGACUACAUCAUGGUCCAAUUCCGUACAAUCUCUGUUCUGCAGCCUGACCUUCACCUUGCCCUAGAGGUCAUGUUAUCCAGCCAAGGUUUCGUGUCAGCUCGUGCAUUAGCUAAGAAGACAAUGACGCUGUAUCAGCUGUGCAGGAAAUUGUUGGGAACAAAUGUAUUCAUCACAGAAAAUGUCAUCCUGGGGUCAGAUGUAAACCAUGGCCGUGGAGGCUGGAGUAUGAAGACCCUAAAGGGGCUGGUGUCAGAGGCUGGCGCAUACAUGGAGAAAUCUGGGGAACAGGAUAAGGAAGAUCAAGUAGAAAAACAAGACCAAGAAAAUGUAGAGAAAGGUGAUGAAGUGAUCCCUGAGUCCAAACUUUUGCUGGAGGAGAAGUCCCUGGUAUUGGCGAUUAGAGACACGUUUCUGCCACGAAUGAAGGGAAGAGAUGCCAGUGUUUUUGGGACCCUUGUGUUGGACACCUGGCCCAAUGUGGAGGUCCCCAUGGUGUUUGGCGGGGAGGAGGACAUGUUACCAAAACCACCCCAGUCUCGAGCAAGUUCCGGCAAAGGGACAUCCUCCCGUGCCAAGACUGCCAAAAGUCAAGACUCUAUGAGGUCUCUCAAAGGUAAUUUGGAAUCUUUUUCAGACUCUAUCAACCUCAAUACUCCUGUAGUGGCAAUGGCUCGCUCCUCUGCACAACGAUUCCAGGCAGUAGGUGAUCCCAACCAAAACCAGAACCUUGAGGACAUGCAUGAUGCUAUUGCCGUGGCAACGGGUGAGCUGGGAUUGUUACCUGGUGUGGCCUUCCAGGCUCGUGUAGCUCAGUUGUCACAGCUCAACGCAGCUCAUCAGGCGAUAUUUGUGGUGGGGCCUCCAGGCUGUGGAAAGAGUGAGUGUAUAAAGACAUUCGCUGUGGCAGAGCGUGAACGCGGGAAGACCAUUAGCGUUCACACCAUGUUCACCAAGGCAGUCGAAUCAGAAGAACUGAUGGGCUACUGGGACCCAAAAACUAAGGAAUGGAAGGAUGGCUUGUUUGCCUCACUUCUCAGGAAACUCUGCAUUCAGCCCCCGAGCAUGAACUAUGACUUCAACAGCAAACCUGCUAUGAAGAUUGUCCAGCUGGAUGGAGAGGCUGAUGUAGGACAAAUGGAAUUACUGGGAGCUUUCCUCAACAAUGAUGGAUCUGUUGUCCUAGGUAACAAUGAAAGAAUGGUCAUUCCUGACACGACUCGCUUCUUCUGGGAGCUGGAGACGGUGGGACACAUGAGUCCUGCCCUGCUAGCCAAUGUUGCCAUCCUCAACAUGUCAAUGCUGGAUGUGGGUUGGAAGCUGCUACUGGUGCAAUGGCUGGAGCGCCGUCCAGAGGCUGACCGUGAGCUGCUGUCUGGGUUCUGUGAUGUGUAUGUUCAGAAAACAGUUGACUACCUUACAGAGUGCUGCCAGCCCCACAUGCUUGGUGGGGUGAAACAUAAUGGACCGCAGUACAAACGUGUUAUACCUCACUCCACUGAGAACAUGAUCACCACGUUUUGUACACUGCUCGAGGCACUUGUCCAUUCCAAUCCAGACCUUAGUGAUUUAGAAUAUGAGCGUUACUUCAACUUUGCAAUCAUCUGGGCAUUUACUGGUACACUGGAGGUAGAACAUCGAGAAAACUUCAGUCAGUGGUGGAAAGUGGAAUUCAACCAGUACAUAGAGUACCCAGCUGAGGGCACGGUGUUUGACUACUUUGUGGACAAUGAGAGUCAUGAGUUUACCCGCUGGUGUGACAGUAUGAGUAACUACAGUGGUGACCCCCAUUCUGGCAUCUCGUCAGAAGCCUUUGUACACACAGUACCGAUAGAGCAACUGAUGUACAUUUUGGGCACUCUAUCAGACUAUGGGAAACCUGUUGUGCUAGUCGGGGAGAACGGGUGCGGGAAAACUGCAAUCAUCAAUGAGAGAAUUCGUACUGUGUGCUCAGGCGAAGUGGCGGAGGUUCUCUCCCUUACUGUACAGGCUAAUAGGUUCACCAACGCUCGUCUGCUGUAUGACCGUCUGGAUGGACGACUUGAGUGGAAACAUGGGCGUACAUAUGUCCCUAAGGGUAACAAGCGUCUCCUUUGUUUAGUGGAUGACAUCAACUUAUCGCAGGUUGACAAAUAUGGUCACCAGACAGCGAUAGAGUUGGUUAGGGAGCACAUUGAUGAUGGAGGUUUCUACAACCAAGACACUCACGCUUGGCGUUAUGUGAAGAAUGUCACCUAUGUCAGCACCAUCAACCCACACACUACAGCCAAUGUGCCUGCCAUCAGCCAGCGGUUCUUGCGACACUUUGCCGUGUUUGGCUGUCCCUACCCGACCAGUUCUGACCUGCAGACAAUCUUUUCAACUCUCCUGCAUACACAUUUUAUAACUCCAGAAACCUCUAGUUCUGCAAAUCUUGCUGGAGGACAUCAUGGCCAUGAUGAAAAGGUAAUUAUUAAAGAGGAAGAAGAUGCUAUGAAGAGACUUCUGUCCCUGAUGGUCCAAGUGAGUGUGGAUCUCCAGGAUAGACUGCGCGCCAUGUUCCUCCCCACAGCCCAGCGCUGCCACUACAUCUUCACUGUCAGAGACCUCUCUACCGUUUUCAAAAAUCUCUGCCUAUCCUUACAACCUGGUUGUCCCAGGAAAAAUGUGCUGUUACUAUGGCAACAUGAGGCAUUCUGGGUGUAUGGCCAUCGUAUGGUAUUAGAUGUUGAUUUCCGACGGUUCAAACAGGCAUUCUCCACAGCAGUCAAAAAAGAGUUCACAGCUGAUGAAUUUAUCCAGCUGCUAAUUAAGACAAGACGCCCACUGUUCAGUAAUCUGAUAGAACAGGACAGUGGGGUGGUGACAGCAGGAAUGAUUGACAUGCGUCAUAGCUCUCAGGUGUCAGAGGAAGACGCACGCACAGACCUCUAUAAACCUGUGUACAUUGACACUGAAGCAAAGGCUCUGAUGGAGCGAGGGGUCGAGGAGUACAACAAAAUACACCCGCGUAUCAAAUUAGCCCUGUACAAGGUCAGUGUCACUACAAUUGUUGAGCAGGUAUGUCGCAUUGCGCGUACCAUUGCCUCGCCUCAUGAGAGCGCUCACAUCGUGUUGAAUGCCGAGGGUUGCCCGGGGCGCUGUACUGUCAUUGUGAAGUUGGCUGCCCAUCUGUGUGGUUUUACAGUCCACCAGAUCAACCCAUCGUCCAUGGGGGCCACGUCAGAGUACAAGAUGGACCAAUUCAAAGCUGACCUUGUACAAGGCUACACACGUGCGGGGUCAAAGGGUGAGAAGAUUCUGCUACUGUUACACGAGGAGGAGCUAUUAGAGGAAGACUUCCUCGUCUACCUCAUCGAGUUCAUCGUUGGGGGCUCCAUCAGUCAUCUGUUCACCUAUGAGGAGCAAACCACCAUCAUUAAUUCUAUCAGAACUGAGGUGACGCAAGCAGGACUCACAUACACACGAGAUACAGCCUGGAACUUCUUCUUACAAACUGUGAGGAACAACUUUCGCAUCUGCCUGAUCUCUAGUGACAGCGGUAAAAUGUUUCAGCGACGGUGUAGAGAGUACCCAGCAUUCACCAAGAAUGUCAACUUUAUAUGGCUUCCCCAUUGGUCCAAACUACAAUUAGUGGAACACGCCCUUUAUCACCUCAAAGAUGUGAGCUGGAUGACAGAUGUGCAAAGAGAAAACAUCGCCCAUAUGUUGGCUUCCAUGCAUUUAGUGCUGCGCCAACAAGAUGGACAGGAAAAGGACUCUGGAGAGUAUCGCCACAUCACCAACACCACUUACGAAAAGUUUGUAGAGAGGUAUAUUUCCUUAGCCAGUACCAAACACAGGGAGGUGAAUGAAGUUCAUCAGGCUGUGACAAGUUCACUCAAUCAGAUACGACGUGAAAACGAGGUUGCCAUUAAACUUCGUAAACAACAGGAGCACGAAAUGAUUGUUCUGGAAGAGAGGAAGGCUGGUACCAUCAAGAUUCUGUCUCAGAUUGGUCAAGAUACAGCCAUAACAGAGCAGCAAAUCAAAGUAGUGAAGGCUCAACUGGACAAGAUCUCCAAACUCAAGAAGCUAUUGCCUGAGUAUCAGGUUGCUCAUGAGCGUGCAGUGUACAAGGCCAUAGCUAUAGUGGCUGACACAAAGAAGGUUGUCCAGAGUAUGAACAGUGAGAAGCUGGCUGAACUGCGGGGCAUGAAUAAGCCCAUUAUAGAUAUAGAGGACCUCAUGACUGCUGUCAUCAUGAUACUGAAGACGCCAUCCGCCGAUCUUACAUGGCAGAAGGGAGCUAAACGUCAGAUGGCUAACCUCGAGAGGUUUAUUGAGGAGCUGACAUCAUUUGAUGAUAAUCAACUGGCAGAGUCAACGCUAAACCUGGUCGAGCCAUAUCUAAAGAAACCUUCAUUUGACCCAGAUACUCUGGAGAGAAAGACUGGUAACUCAGCCUGUGGUUCUCUCUGUAAAUGGGUCCGUGGAGUUGUCAGGUAUCAUCGUAUGAUGAUAUCAAAGGUUAAACCUCUCCACCAGAAGGUCGAGGAGACAACUCAGGCAGUGGAUGAUGCAGAACACAAGAUGGCCACCUUAGAGAACAAACGCAAGGGUUUGGAUGUCAGGUUGGACGAUCUAGCUAAAGGUUUUGAGGAGGCAACUAUAGAUAAAAACGAACAAGAUGAGAAGACUGUAAAGAUGAAAAAGAUGUUGGAGACUGCCGCUCAGCUGAGACGAACUCUAAAGGGCGAGCGACAGAGAUGCCAGCAGAUCUUCGACUCGUAUGAGCGACGCAUUAUGUCUGUCCCUGGAGGAUGUGCCAUGGCUGCAGCACUGGCUACUUAUCUUGGACCAUACCAUCAUAAUUUCCGCCGCAUGAUGCUCACUGUCCACUGGCCAAACUGCCUGCGUGAGCGUGGCGUACCUCUUGUGAUUGACUCCAUCGAUGGACUCAAAGGUCGUGUGAUUGACUGGUCCAUUGACUUCCUCAGAACAGCAGCAGGAGCAAGCACUGUGUAUGAUAUUGACUACACCUCAGCUUUAAUGGGACCUACAGAUAUGGAGGACCAGCCUCUCACCAAUCGCUCUGGCAAGGAAGAAGAAAAGGACAAAGAGGAAACAGGGGAAGAAAAGAAAGAUGCAGAAAAGGAGUUGACAGAGAAAGAAGGACAGAACACAGAAGAAAAGGAAAAAGAUGACUCUGAUGAAAAGAAGGAGGAAGAUAGUGAUGUGAAGGAAGCGACAAAAGAAGAAAAGAAAGAAGAAGAAAAGAAAGUUGAGAAGUCAUCGUCACCGCCUUUAGAGAAGACAUCGACAAACUCGGGUGAAUCAGGUCAUGAGGGGCUUGAGAGGAUCCAGGAGGAGAAAGAUGAGGAUAAUGAGAGUCAGGUGACCUCAUCGUCUGCCCCACUCCUUACUUCCACCCAGUACAACAAAUAUGUUGUCUCUCUUGUCAAGCUCCUGGUAGGGGAGAGGACUCUUAAUGACUGGCUCCGCAAAGAUUUUGGACCAAGACAGAUUGAAAAUGCCGCUAUCCUGUGUUCGUCUUGGCAGCGACCCCCCAUGUUGAUUGAUCCAAACGGUGAAGGGUCAAUGUGGCUCGGAAGACUCAACAAACUCAUGAAUAAAAAGAAGCUUGUUUCUCUAGAUAUGGACACCAGAUGGACAGACCCACAUGUCAUUAUGACUCUGGAGAAAGCAAUCAUGCGUGGUAAACCAGUGUUGCUGAGUAACUGUGAGGAACACAUUGACAAUAUCAUCACACCUCUCAUGCAUCAUCGGAACACUGCUAAUGAGAAUGAUUGUGAUGAAGAGCCACGCAUGAUCCGAUUCUGUGGCCGACGAGUUCUCUGUCACCAAGACUUCAGGUUCUAUCUGUCAGCACCACUGGCCAAGCCAAAAUUCAAUCCAGAAAUCGCAUCUGGUACAACCCUCAUCAACUUUGGUGUGUCACACGACACACUGACAGAGGAUUUGUUGACACGUGCGUUUGCGCGGAUGCGCCCUAAACUGUUUAAAGAGCGUAUGCUAGCAUUAAAAAACAUGCAGUUACAACGUGACACACUGUUGCAUCUGUCUGAAAUUGUCAAGGACCGCAUUCUCACACAGCAAGAGGCUAUGCUAGGGAGUGCCAAAGCCCUCAAGUUCAUCACUGACAUCACUAAUGCUAAGAUGGAGUUGGCCAAUCAGCUGACGGAGACACAGACCUUGCUCACAGACCUUGACGACCUCAAGGAUGAGUUGUUUCCUCUGGCUCGAAGAGCAGCCAUGCUGUUUGCAAUCUUGCGCUCUCUCCAAAGUAUUCAUAAUGAAUACCAGUUUACACUGCGCUACUUCAUGGAGCUUUUUGAUGAAGCAGUUGGAGGAGAGGUGCCCAAGGAGUUCUGGGAAGAUGAUGAUGAAGGGGGUUAUGAGGAUGCUGACGACCAGAGUAGCGUAGAUUUAGAAAAGAAGCGUCGGACAGGGAGUACAUCAUCUCAUGCUUCAAAAGACAGUGCUACUGCUGGUGCGCAAACCACCGAAAAACAGUCCAAGUCAGAAAAGGACAAGACAGAGGGUGAUUAUGAUGCUGAUUUUGAGGGUGACAGUCAUGUACAGAGUCAACAACAAGCUACCACAGAAGAUACCACUGAAGUAGCUGAUUACCUAACACUGUGCCCAUAUUUAUUUGUUUUAUAAGGUGAUGAAUCAGCUAGCACCGCUGCUGCCCAGAAGCUAAUAGCAGGAUCCGAGUCAGAAGAGUUACCUCCCCUUGAGAUCCCAGAGACCACCACAUUGCCCUCAGAGGGUGUGGAAUAUGACAACCUUUCAGCCAAUGAGAUCAAAAAGAUCAUGGACCAACUAACUGGACUGGUGUACAGGAGAAUUAGAGAGAGUCUAUAUGAGGAAGAUUGUCUGCUGUUUACUACACUUCUCACGCUCAACAUACAGGCAGAGGGUAUGGAGAACUUCUCUAAUGAAGAAAUGUCACUACUGUUACAAGGUAACCCUGGCCUAGGGAUGCAGCUGACCUUGGAGGACUUUGACUGUAAGGAUAAUCCUCCAGAUUGGAUGCCUCAAGAGAAAUGGGAGGACAUGAUGGCCCUGUCUGUCCUGCCUGGGCCAUUAGAUAGUCUCUGUAUCAACCUGGCUCAGAAUUCAGAAGGCUGGCAGGCCUGGUACAAAACAGAUCAUCCAGAAAAGGAGGCUCUCCCUCUGACUCCUGUGGAGGGCGAGGCCUCUAUAGAGAACCGACCUGGAUCUAGUGGUAGUAAGAACAGUCGUGGCAGGGGCUCCAAGUCUCCAGAUCUUGGCCCCUUAUCUGAUUUCCACCAGCUUUUGUUGCUGCGGAUGCUGCGGCCUGAUCGUCUCCCAAUAGCCCUCGUCCGCUAUGUCAAUAAACACCUGACCUUUAACCUUCCCAACCAAUCUGACUUCCGCAUACAAGAUGUCUUGAAGGAUGCAAAGCGCCACCUAGGUGUGCUACUCUUGCUGCCACCUAGUGCCACAAAUGGAACAAAGAACCCAUCAUCGCGUCUCAGUCUGACUCAUCCUCCUGUUGAUGUACUUAUUCGUAUGGCUGAGUCUGUCGGAGCCAAGGUUGAACAUGUACGUGUUGGGGAGGGAUGUGAGAUCCUCGUGGAUGAAGCAAUCGAUAGUGCAGAGAAGAACGAUGGCUGGGUAAUCAUUGAAGACCUUCAUCUCUCUCCAAAAGGCUUCUUCAAUGAGCUAAAGAAACAUCUUGUCCGAAUGGCCAGGGCUAGAAAUAACAACAAGGAAGAAAACAAAGGGGAAAGCCAGUUCUGUGUUUGGGUCACUUCUGAACCAUGUGACCAGAUCCCUGAUUUCCUGUUGAGGAACUUACACAAGCUGGCGUGGAACCACAUGACAAUGGAUGUGGUAAACAAUGAUCUACCACCUCCACACAAAGCUGAUGAUGCCGAUGUUGGGGGAGGGCCUUUUAGACUUACCUAUAGGUCACCUCACUCCUACCUACACACAGCAAUUGUUAGCACUUUGAAACAAGUAAACACAGAGAUAAUGGCAAAAGUGAUGUCAGAACCUCAACUCAUCCGUACCAUGGCAUUUGGUUUGGGGGUGGUUCAGGGAAUAUUAGUUGCUCGUCAACUGUUUGGAACACAAGGCCUGAACCAGUGGUACCCCUUCAACUCUGUACAGAUGGAACAAUCCAUAAGUGCCCUCACCGGGCAGCUUCUCAAAGGAACAGAAGAUUCAGAACCUAAACUUGAGGAAAUCACCAACCUCUUCACUGAGCUGGUGUAUAAGAACUGUGUGUAUACUGAGAGUGAUAAGACUUACGUGGAGGCUGCGAUCAGACAAGUUCUUACCAACAUCUACACAGACACAUCUGGUCAGCUCAUCCUUGGCGGGGUGCGCUUCCCCACACCACCAGCCAAUGUUGACCCGACAGAGUUUGGUAAAUGGUAUGCCAAGAAUGUGGAUGAGGAUUUGACUAUUCCAGCUCUCCAAUUACACAGCAGUGUGGAACGGGAAGUCAACGAGGCCAAUUCUCUGGUGUUCAUUGAGCACCUGGACCACAUGUUUGAGACACAGAACAUGGAAGCUGGAGAUGUGGCCCGGUCUACAAAAAAUAACAUCAACAUUAUGAAGCUCCGUUCUUCUCUUGAUCUUUGUUUGGAAGAGUUACCUAACUUGUUGGAGCUCGGAAGUGUUCCAGAAAUCCUCAGUAAUGACUUUGAUUUCCCGUAUCACCGACCAAGUCUGAUCAGUCUCGGCACAAACAGUAGUACUCAGAUGCCUGAAACCAUCGGCUACUGUCUUCUACAGGAAUGCCUAUGGUUGAACUCGGUGCUAUGUCACAUCCGACAACAGAUUGCAGAUUUGCAGAGUUCCAUUCUAGGUGGUCCUGAGGCUUUAGCUUGGGUCUUACUGCCCACUGUGUACAGUCUGCAAGAGGAGCAUGUGCCAGUGUCCUGGGUACAUCCCAACUGUCAACCCUGUACCCACUCACUUCUGUCCUGGCUUGACCACACAAAGAAAUGUCAUGAGCAACUACAUAACUGGGUGAAACACGGCAUGGUUCCAACUUUCAAGGACAACAAUAUGGCAGAGAAUCCUGUUAUAGCCCAGGGGUCCUUGUCCAGUGUGUGGCUGGGUGGACUUGUCAACCCUAUUGCCCUCUUAACUGCCUACAUACAGGAGAAGGCCAUUGUUAGCAAAUGUAGCAUGGAUGAGAUUUCUUUCGAGUGUGUUGUCAUGGACGAGAUCAACAUCAAGGAUUAUGACAUUGAUGAGGGUGGUCUGUUUAUUACUGAAAUCAACCUACAGGGUGCCAGCUGGAGCUAUGAUCUCGACUCCCUCUGCGAGGCCAAGUCUGCCCUCUACAGUAUUCCGUGUAUAUAUUUGCGUCCAAAGACCAAAGCAGAAUUGGCUAACAAGGACAAGACCACAAUCUACCCAUGCCCUGUCUACAUGAACAAGAGUCGACAAGUUUUAACCACGACCCUUGACCUUAACUGUACAUCUCCAGUUGACAACUGGAGACUCUCUAGAGUUGCACUCAUCCUGGAUCCUGGACUACCAGAGGAUGGUGUGAGGAAGUCACGAUCCUACUUGAUGCUGACACGAGCUCCCCAGAUGAUGACUGUGGAAGAAGAGUCGGAGCUUGCUUCAGAGGAAGAGGAGUUUAUCAGGCUUGCUGAGGAAACAACUACAGAUAUUGACCAAUCGGAGCAAUCAACACAACUGUCAUACAGACCAAUGACUCCCAAAGCACCACCACUUCCUGCGGGACUAGGUCUUCGUAAGGAACCAUUAAUGGUUGAAGAAGAAGAAGAAGAAGAGGUAGAAAAUGCAAAGAGUGUAGAACAGAAAAGUGAUGGAAAACUAACACCAAAGACAGGAGGCUCUACACCGAAAAAAUCUGGGAAAACAAGCCCCAAGACGAGUAUAAACACACCGAAAGGAAGUAUAAAAUCUUCAGAUACCAAACAGGGGUCCGCCCAAGUGUCUCCACGUGAACAAGUCGUUACCAAAUCACCUGCACCAUCAAGAGGCAGCAAUAAGACUCCAGGGUCAAAAUCUGGGUCACGCCAACAAUCUCAUCAUACUUCACAGGAACUUGAAGUAGCAGAACAGAACAGUCGACCACGUUCUGAACAUGAAGAUCCUGUCACACAAAUGGAGAUAGAGGAUGAGACAACGCACCCUGACCCCAAUGAGACAAAGAGUCAGAGGUCAGACAGAGAAGAGGAGACUGUGACCUCUGAUAACAAAGACAAUAUGGAAGACACAAAUGAACAGCCAUUAUCAAAGGCUCCUUCCAAAGAAAGUGUAAAUAGGUCUGGAAAAAUGUCUAAAACUCCUUCCAAAGAGAGUGUAAAUAGAUCUGAAAAACUGUCUAAAGCUCCUUCAAAAGAAAGUGUAAAUAGGUCUGGAAAAAUGUCUAAAGCUCCUUCAAAAGAGAGUGUAAACCGAUCUGAAAAACUGUCUAAAGCUCCUUCAAAAGAAAGUGUAAACAAUGCUGGCACAAUGUCUAAAGGUGCUUCUAAGGAAAGUGUGAACAAAAGUACUGAUAACGAUGUGGCAGGUCAAAGGUCACAGUCAGGCAGUAGACGACCUUCAGUUGCAUCCCAAAGGUCACAAGCAAGUCCAGCAAACCAAGGACAGAGACGGCUAUCACAGGGAUCACAGAGAUCAACUGACCCCUAG
This is a messenger RNA of Ylistrum balloti, 17679 nucleotides long. RefSeq lists its product as uncharacterized. The record is from RefSeq and is a predicted model, not a curated record. Lineage: Eukaryota; Metazoa; Mollusca; Bivalvia; Pectinida; Pectinidae. Gene Ontology annotation, biological process: microtubule-based movement. Gene Ontology annotation, cellular component: dynein complex. The transcript is spliced from 98 exons. Gene Ontology annotation, molecular function: minus-end-directed microtubule motor activity; dynein light intermediate chain binding; dynein intermediate chain binding.